Messenger RNA from Cherax quadricarinatus, 4314 nucleotides. The record is from RefSeq and is a predicted model, not a curated record. NCBI's taxonomy places the organism in Eukaryota, Metazoa, Arthropoda, Malacostraca, Decapoda, Parastacidae.
GAGGGAGGGAAGGUUAGCUGGAAGUGACAAUGGCAGAGGUGAGGGACUUGAAUGUUGGUGAUGUGCUAGGACUGUUGGAGAGUGCUCAGGAAGAGGUCGCCCAAGAGGUGCGGGCAUUGUUGAAAGAUACCUUUGCCACCGUACGUGAGGCAUGGCUGGUCAAUGGCAUGUUAGAAUACUUCUAUGUUUCCAACAGUGGACGCCUUUUGGACAUUCUGCUUGGAGUGAGCGAGCCUCAUGAUCGCUACCUCUUAGAUAGACUGAUGGAUGGAUUGAAAGGCUCCGAUCGCUUCCGUCACACCUGCAUUGUGCUGUAUGCUGUUCGUCGUCAACCACCCCCUUUGUGGUUAAGAAAAUUUCUUCAACAUGGUGCCAUGCGUGAACUACUGCAUGUCCUUUUAACAGAUGAGGACGUUCUCGUCUUGGUAGGCGCCGUCAUGGUUGUAGUGGUUCUCCUUCCUGCAUUACCACUAGAAAUGGGACGCUUGCACCUCUCCUCAGUAUUAGAUAUAUUCUGCCGAUUGGUUCGAUGGGCUCCAAAACAAGAAAAUGAGGCUUUUCAGCCUUUUUUGCAGGUGGCUGUGUAUUCUCUAUUUCAUAAACUGUAUGCCCUGUAUCCAUGUCACUUUCUUACUUGCUUAAGAAAUAAUUUCUCAAAGGCAAAUUCAUCAGCAUGUUUCUCUAGUACUCUUAGGCCCAUGAUGGAAAAAGUCCGUCUUCAUCCUCUUUUGAUAACUGAAACAAAAGAGUCUGAACUAAACAGAGCUAGAUGGAUGGGGCUUGAAACUCACCAGUUAAUUCUUGAAUGUGCUAAGCUUUGUCUAGAUCCCAUUGAGGCCACUUGUGAGGAUGUAAGUGGAUCUUUUUUUACUUGCAACCAAGGUAGUGAUUUAGCUUCUGAUUCUUCACCCUUGCCCACUAAUUGGUUACUAUAUUCUCUGGAAAAGAAUUUCUGGUCUCCUAGUCUGUCCCUACCUUCAUCUCUACUCUCAUCACAAAUAGGGUCAUCUUCCUCUGUACCUCAUACCCCAGUUUAUCCCAUAAGCAGUCCAAACCUGAGGUUAGUGGGGAAGGUAGCAGAAUCUCCACCCGAAGCAGCUAUUGAGGCCACCCCUGAAACUACACCUUUUACUUCUCCUAUGAAGAUGGAAGCCAGCAAUGUGAGCACUCGCCAGCCAGUUGAUGUUAAGUGUGCCUUAACCCUCAACACAGAUAUAUGUAAGAACAAUCAAGCUAUACAGGCUACGGAUUUAGAGGUCACUUCCAGCCCCUUGUCACCUGUAAAAAAAGAACAGACACCAUUUAAAUUUCCUGAUGAUCAGAGCCAGAAUUUGUUCAGUCGGGUGGAGCGAUCUACUCUACUUCAAAGCAAGUUGCAGCAGAUUUUAAAAGAAAGACAACAAAUUCAGAAAGAAAAUAACAAGCCCUUGGAAAAUAAGAAUGACAGUGAAGGCAUAGACAUUGACACAAAGGAUGUCAAAGAAAUAAAGGAAAGUGUAGUGAUAAUAAGGAAGACUUUAGGUGAGAAAAAUGUUCGGGAUACAGCAGCAGAAAAUGAAUUUGAACCUAAAGGUGAUAUCUGUUCCCCACAACCUGAUCAAGGGAAUCGUAGGAGAAAAGUUUCAAUGUAUGAUGGCACUCAAAAUAUUGAUUUAAAAAAAUUAGGAAUUCCUGUUGAUCAGUUUGCCAGUGGAAAUAGUGACUUGAAUUUUUCUAAUGAAGCGGCUCUUAAAAGUGAAAUUGAUAGAGAUCAGAAUUACACCACAUCUCUUAUUGAUCGUAGAAUAUCUGAAGAGAGAGAAUCAGAAGGUAGUGAGAGCAGAAAAUCCUCAGAUGAGACUAGGGUGUGUGAAAACAUUAACAUAGAGGAAUCAGAAAACUUGGGAUUAGGGGUUCCAACUCAAAGAUCAAUGACUGAUCUGGUGAAGAACAUGAGAAAAAUGAGACUAAGAUUUUUAAGUCAGUGUGGCCCUCCACCUGAUCUGUCCCAGUACAAUUUGGUAGGAAGAGCAGCUCUUUCUCCAACCAAAGUUAAUGGUUCCAGUAAUGCUCAUAUGAGAAGUUUAUCCUGUCCAGAUUUAUCAGUAGAUGGCAGUGUACAGACACCUUGUGCCAAUGAAAGAAAAGUUAGGAAAGUGUCUGCAGUAUCUUCUCUUACAUUGUCCCCAGUAAGACAAGCUAUUGUGACAAGUGAAGCGUCAACACAGACUGAAGAAAUAACGGUUGUUAAUCCAUAUGAACAACUUCUUGGUGCUUUAGUAGCUGGUCCAACAUCAUACCAGCCAAAAAAUUCAGAUACCAAUAUGAAUGACUCGAAUUUUUCCAGCCCUUCGCCAUAUGAGCUAUUAGACCAAUACCUAAGAUUUGGUGCCGAGGUUGGUGAGGAGGCUGAAACUAUUCUCUGGCAGCCAACAAAUCAGACAGAAGGAAAUGAAGUAUGGAAAAACCAGAUUCGCCUAAUGCAGAUCUUGCUACUUGUGGAACGCUAUAGGCGUGAUGUACAUGCUGAACGUAAUCGUAGGCUUCUAGGACGAGAAAAGAAAGCAUUUACACUUGAACACCAGCAACGUGAAUUGAAAAUGAAAAUAUCUCAAUAUCAAGGUGAAAUUUUAAAUUUGAAUCAUGAAAUUAAAAAUUUGCAAUCACUAGCAGCAAACAAGGAGCAGCAAUUGCAACAAGCCUUGUCCCAAGAACAAGUCAAAGUCACUAAAGUGCUUGUUGAGAGAGAUGAGGCUCAAAAAGAUAGAGGCUUAUUAAAAAAGCAAUGUGAAGCUCUUAGCAGAGAAAAUGAAUCCUUAAACAUUCAGUUAAAAGAAGCACAAACAGCCUUGCUAGAAAAAGACAGGCAGCUUACUUGCCAAGCUCAUUUAGCAGAUGAAAAUGAUGUCUUUCGUAACCAGGUGGAAACUUUACAGAAACAACUUAUUCUAAUGGGAGAAAUGAAGGAAAGAUAUCAACAAGAGGUGUGGAGGUUGACACUGUCAGGAAGUCCUGGUACUAUGAGGAGGAUGGAACUUGAGCGUGCAACCUCUUUGGAACAGGUGCAGGAGCUUGAGGAAAAGUGUCGGGUUGCCACAGCUAGCUUAGAUGCUGCACAUAGUCGUGUAAUUCAAUUAGAAUUUAAAUUGUCUGAAAAGAAUAAACAAAUAGAAGAGCAACAGAAUUCGGUGAAAGCAGCAAGGGAAGCUGGAGCGGAGGAAUGUAGAGCCAUUGAGUUGCGUUGCCAGGCACUGGUCUCCAGUAAUCAGACUUUAGAGGGUUUUAUAUUAAAACAAAAUGAUCGUAUUGAUAAACUAAGUCGCCAGGUGAGGAGGUCACAGCGUGGUAAAUCAGUUUGUAGUGAUGGCUUGGAUUUUGAUUUGGAAUUAUCAGUUUCUCCAGCUGGUCCUAGCAGUUUAGCAAUGUCUCCCCCAGAUGACUUGCUCUAUCCUACUGGUUCACUUUUGGCAAGACAGUCACAAGUGCUCACCAAACUUGAUGCCCUUGUAGGACAAGAGAUUGAGCCUGAGGGAUAUUCACGUAGGAAGACAUAGCCAUUGUAUGUUAAGAGCCUGUGUACGUCAUGCUGAGAAUAUAAAAUUUAUAUCUUUGGCAAUUUUGUAUGGUGACCCCUUGCUGCUGAAAACUUGUACAAAACCAGUAGCAACAGUAAAUUGGGGAAUAUUGUUGCUCUAGGAUUUUGCUUGAAAUGAUGCACAUCAGUACAGAUCUAGUGAUGCUGAAAUUGAAUCUGGCAUUCCUUGAAGGUUGUUAGACAUUAUAUAACUUAGAGUUUGGAUUAAAGAAAAGUUAAUGGCAAAUGUGUGAUGUGUACUCUUAAUUUGCAGUGAAGUGUUUUGGUGUUUGGUGUAUGUGAACUCUGAAAGACAAUUUUGAAUAUGGUAUUUCUGAAUAUGAAAAAAUAUUUAUUAAAGUUUCAUGCUGGUAUUAUGGGGGUUUGACCUUGUUCGAAAAAUUUGUUUCUUUAAUAACUAAAAUGAAUAAAAAUAUUGCAUGUAGCUGGUGUGCAUUCUUGUUCAAUAAGUGUUUUCAUCAACAGAAUCCAAUACUUAAAUUUUUUUUAUUUGUGCAGAUGAAAUAUUGUUUAAGUAAUUGAGAAUUGAUAUGCAUCAGUUACAUUACAGCUAUAUAUUUACAGUUGUUUAACUUUUCUGAAUGUAGCUUUGAAUUUUUCCAGUUUUGCUCAACUUUAUGUACAUUUUCAUCAAAAAUACUAUCAUAAGGCCAGUUUUUUUUCUUGCAGUUUAUACUGGAUUACUAAUGUAUGAUCCGGGCCAUUUCAAAAAGAUUAUUAAAUUACUUAUUGUUGGAAAA